AACAUUGCAAUAUAUUGGCCGCUGCAGUAGUAAGAGGCAUAUGUGUCUUGAACGUGAUAUUAUUUUCGGAAGUCAUUGUGAAGAUGUCUGGACGCGGAAAAGGUGCCGGUAAAGCCAGAGCUAAGGCCAAGAGCCGCUCUUCCAGGGCUGGAUUGCAGUUUCCCGUGGGCCGUGUGCACAGGCUGCUCAGGAAAGGAAACUACGCUGAGCGCGUUGGUGCUGGAGCCCCCGUUUAUCUAGCCGCAGUGCUUGAGUACUUGACCGCUGAGAUCUUGGAGUUGGCCGGGAACGCUGCACGGGACAAUAAGAAGACCCGUAUCAUCCCCCGCCACCUGCAGCUGGCCGUCCGCAAUGACGAGGAGCUCAACAAGCUGUUGGGAGGAGUGACCAUCGCCCAGGGAGGCGUGCUGCCCAACAUCCAGGCCGUGCUUCUGCCCAAGAAGACCGAGAAGGCCAAGUAAAUCUGCUUCUCCAAACCAACCAAACAACGGCUCUUUUAAGAGCCACCCACUCGUAACAGAGCAUAAUUUUCUAGUCUUGUAUUACAUGUGGGGCAUUUUCAUGUUUAUUUCAGGUUUAAAUUGAUCUUCAACAGGAAUGCAUUCUGUUAAAAUUUCUCUGCAGCAGACAUACGAAGUCUCUGUUGUUGUUCGCACCCCAAGGGCAGAUUAUACACAUGAUUGUUAUCAAGUACCUGUACCUGAGGUUCUCCUGAUAUUGAGUGGAAUGCUAACUGUAGGCACAGCUCUGUUUAGAGCAUCGUUUAAAUUAGACUUUAAUCUGAGAUUUUAUUUAAAACAAUCUGACCAUAAAGGACAGGGUAAGAAGUCAUGAGUUUCUCAGUUCACCUUUUUGUUGAAAAUCUAAACGGGUUCAGACUAAUCAUAGCCUCGUGAAUUGUGCUCUUUAAAUCUAUUUUGUAUUGAGUUUUCAGACAAACCAUGAAGACACACACAUUAUAGACAUAGAGCACCCCACCAUGUUACUGCAAAUAGUGUCUAUGUGUGUGAGAGAGAGAGAAGGAUCUCGUGCUCUCUGCUGGGCCACAUGGAACUCACAGCUCUGCCCUUGAGUGUUUUUCAUCAACAUGAACUUGAGCAUUAAGAUCAAAAGUAAAGCGCAUUUGCUAAAUGUGAAUAUUUUAGGCUGAGCUCCGGAGCUGAAGAAUGAAAAGGACACAGGAAGUCAAAGACAGAGAAGUCGACUUCAAGUUGAGUCCAAGUCUACUGUUCAAGUCCUGUUUACACAAAAUUACAAAAUGAAAAUGUAUAUUUUCAAAUAAUCUAUGCUUUUCCUACAAAAAGAGAACUGGAAUGUGUCUCUUCUCUGUUUGCUAUCUCUGACCAGGAUGUUUUAAGUAGGAUAAAGUCGUGGGACUAUUUUUAAUACUGUGUAUUUUCGCAUUCUGGGUAAAGAUUAGAGAGGACCAAAAAAAUAAAAAGGCAAAGCAGAGAGCGGUAUGCAAUUUGACCAAUCAGCUUUGAGGAACGGCGCAGUCUCUUUACAUGGGGUGGAUAUAAA
This is a messenger RNA of Boleophthalmus pectinirostris (great blue-spotted mudskipper), 1521 nucleotides long. Its product is annotated as histone H2A-like. The coding region runs from base 84 to 461 and encodes 125 amino acids. NCBI's taxonomy places the organism in Eukaryota, Metazoa, Chordata, Actinopteri, Gobiiformes, Gobiidae. The transcript has a single exon. The record is from RefSeq and is a predicted model, not a curated record. Gene Ontology annotation, molecular function: DNA binding; protein heterodimerization activity; structural constituent of chromatin. Gene Ontology annotation, cellular component: nucleosome.